CACACUCUGGAAUAAAAUCAAAAGACAACAGCGGGAGAUCCUCCAGUGGGAGAGAUCACUGAGACUGAGGUAAUGAAGAAUGUUGUACCAGGACUGAAAAUGACGGAGGUAAAGUCUGCCGCGCUCAUCAUCAUCUGUGUCACACUUCUUCUUCACGGAUGUGUAGCAGCUUUGAACUGCAGCAGCCCAACUCCGGAGUCCUUAUUUGAGGAGCUUGAGAAGAAUCUGUUCAGUAAAAAAAAUAUUCGUCCUGUGAAGAACUUUUCAGACUCAGUCGACGUAAAUAUUUCGAUCACUGUGCAGGCAGUUUUAGGAGUGGAUGACAAAGCCCAAACCCUGUCUGCAGUUUUAUGGGUGGUCCUGAUUUGGCAUAUAGAGGGACUGAGCUGGGACGAGAAGGAAUGUGGAGCCAGUCACGUUACUGUCCCACGUGAGAAGCUAUGGCUUCCUGACAUUAACAUCGCAGAGAGCGUGGGCAAGGUCGAGCUACCACCGACUCCCUUUGUAAUCUUGCACAACUCAGGUCGUGUUUACGAUGAUAAACCAAUGGCAGUGGUCACAUCCUGUAACUUACAAAUCUACACUUUCCCCUUUGACGUCCAAAUCUGCUCACUGACAUUUGGAUCAUAUCUACACUUUGAUACAGACAUAAGGAUGAUACAACACUCCACGGCUAGUGACAUCCUGUCAGAAUCCAUAAAUGUGUCGAAGAGGAACGGGGAAUGGGAGCUCAAACACAUUUCUGUGGAAGAGCAUACGCUGGAAUUAGAUGUGGGAAACUACUCUGAGAUGAAAUACUUUAUAUAUCUACAUCGCAGACCGAAGCUGUACGUGGUGAACCUCGUGAUCCCCAGCUGCUUCCUGGUUACUCUGGACCUCUUCAGCUUCCUGCUGCCUCCAGCUUCCGUGGACAGAUCGGCCUUCAAAAUGACCCUGAUUUUGGGGUACACGGUCUUCCUGCUUCUCAUGAACGAACUGCUGCCUGUCACCGGAGACGCAACGCCUCUGAUUAAUGUGUUCUUCUCCAUCAGCCUGGCUCUGAUGGUCGCCAGCCUGCUGGAGACCGUCUUCAUCACCAACAUCGGCCACAGCUCCAGCCAGUACGACGCAGUGCCCACCUGGCUCAGCAUCCUGGUGCUGCGCUACCUAGCUGUCCUCGUCGGUCUCCCUCCCAAAAAGAAGAGCGACAGAGUCACCGUCAUCCUCAACCCAAAUUUUAAAGAAACAGCCAGUACCAACGGCUCCAUACACAUCUCAGGAAGUCCUAGCCAGAGUAUCUCGGCCGACACUCCUCCAGCGGAGGCCCCUCUUGAGCCGGCCAUGAAAGAGCUGCUGAGGCUGGGCAGAGACCUGGCUGCCAUUCGCCUUCAGAUCGACCGAUACUUCCAGGAAUCCAAGACCUCGCAGGACUGGCAAAUGGUCGGGGUCGUGAUCGACCGUCUGCUGUUCGGCUUGUACAUCGUCUUCAUCACUACGAGCUUUAUCACAGUCAUUUGCAUUUGGGUCUUGAAUAACAAAGCGGUGGUGUGAGCUGUGGGACAAAUGAACACCAGCCGGCAGCCUGUGUGCUCAGGAAUGUUGGGGGAAAUACACCGACUGGUUUCGCGGCCUGGGACAAUUUGGUGCAUGCAUGUGCCGGUUACUGAGGUCGUGUGAGGCCGUAAGGUUCGGAAUAGAAAUUCUUCAGAGCGGUCUGGGCCACAUCACACAGAUCACCCAACUUGUUUAUGUUGAUCCACCCAGAAACUGAAACUGGCCCAUUUGAUUUUAACAAAUCCUUUUUUUAUUCUUUUACCAUUAGAAAUGAUUUCUGAUUGAACUAAAUUAUUAGAGACUGUUGAGUGACCAGAGUUAAUGUGAUACUAUCAAUAA
Menidia menidia (Atlantic silverside) is the source of this 1872-nucleotide messenger RNA. The record is from the annotation of a GenBank genome assembly. Lineage: Eukaryota; Metazoa; Chordata; Actinopteri; Atheriniformes; Atherinopsidae.